This is a messenger RNA of Miniopterus natalensis, 2515 nucleotides long. The record is from RefSeq and is a predicted model, not a curated record. Lineage: Eukaryota; Metazoa; Chordata; Mammalia; Chiroptera; Miniopteridae.
AUCAACAUAAUUAUGUGUUGUGAAAUUUGGACAAAUAACAAUAGAGUGUUUUAUACAGAAAGAAAAAUGCGGCUCUUGAGUUUGGUGUUCUGUUUGGCACUUGGGAUCCUGCGUACCCAGACAUCCAGAGGGAAGCAGGCAGUUGUGGAUCCUGAAACAAAUAUGAAUGUGAGUGAAAUUAUCUCUUACUGGGGGUUUCCUAGUGAGGAAUACCUAGUUGAGACCGAAGAUGGAUAUAUUCUUUGCCUCCACCGAAUUCCUCACGGGAGGAAGAACUAUUCUGAUAAAGGUCCCAAACCAGUGGUAUUCCUGCAGCACGGCUUGCUGGCAGAUUCUAGUAACUGGAUCACAAACCUACCCAAUAGCAGCCUGGGCUUCAUUCUGGCAGAUGCUGGUUUUGACGUGUGGAUGGGCAACAGCAGGGGAAACACCUGGUCUCGGAGACACAAGACCCUUUCAAUUUUCCAGGAUGCCUACUGGGCCUUCAGUUAUGACGAGAUGGCAAAUUAUGACUUACCAGCUUCAAUUAACUUCAUUCUGAAUAAAACUGGCCAAGAACAAUUGUAUUAUGUGGGUCAUUCCCAAGGCACUACAAUAGGUUUUAUAGCAUUUUCACGGAUCCCAGAGCUGGCCAAAAAGAUUAAAAUGUUUUUAGCCCUGGGUCCUGUGGCUUCAGCCCAGUUCUCUAUUGGCCCGAUAACUAAAUUGGGACGAUUUCCAGAUUUUCUCCUUAAGGACUUAUUUGGGACGCAACAGUUUCUUCCCGAGAAUGCAUUUUUGAAGUGGCUGAGUCUGCAUGUGUGCAGUCAUGUCGUCCUGAAGGAGCUUUGUGGAAAUGUCUUUUUUCUUCUGUGUGGAUUUAAUGAGAGAAAUUUAAAUAUGUCUAGAGUGGCUGUGUAUAUGUCACACUCUCCUGCUGGGACUUCGUCACAAAACAUGAUACACUGGAGCCAGACUUACAAGUUGAAAAAGUUUCAAGCCUUUGACUGGGGAAGCAGUGCCAAGAAUUAUUUUCAUUACAACCAGACUAACCCUCCCGCUUACAAUGUGAAGGACAUGCACGUGCCUACUGCUCUGUGGAGCGGCGGUCAGGACUGGCUCGCGGAUGUCAAUGACGUCAGCAUCCUACUGACCCAGAUCACCAACCUGGUGUAUGACGAGUGCAUUCCGGAUUGGGAGCAUCUCGACUUCAUCUGGGGCUUGGAUGCCCCUUGGCGGCUCUAUGAUCAAAUGGUGAAUCUAAUGAAGAAGUACCUGUGAAAGCCAGAUGGAGAAAUCUACCAUCAAAUCAAUGAUGGAAUCAUGUUCAAAAUAUGUUGACUUCAUUUCUCUAAAAUACUUAUUUUUCUUUCCUAGGCCUUUUGUAUUUUUAUAUUCAAGAAAAUUAUGAUGUUGAAGAUGCCCAUUUCUCCAGUUAGGGUUAGAAAUGCACUCACUUUUUUGUUUGUUUAAUCAUGGCCAAAUGUGCAGCUCGUGUCUUAACCGUAGGGAAGUUUAAGUCUUCUAAAAAUAUCAUUGACUUGUGAAAGGUCAUAACCAUUCUGAUUAUCCAUAAAAUUUAAAAUAUACUGUAUUGCUUUUUUUACGCCCAUGCAGGACACAUUGACAUCUAUGUUGGAAUUUUCAAACUGUGUUGUUCAUUGGUAAAUAAUCUGACACUGACUUGAGGACAGCUCAGUAUAUAAGUACCCUGUUCUCAUCUCUUGGCCUUAAAAGGCUCUCCAGGGGAAUGGCCCUGCAUUUAGGGAUGUAAACAACACUGGCACUUAUUCAUGUUCUCACGCACUAAGUGCCAAGUCCAAUCCAGUGACACACCGGUUGUUUUAGUUAUAAAGAUUCUAUAAUGAAUUUUAUCAAAUCUAUCAGCAAGUGUUUAAAUUGCUCACAUGAAGCAAAAUAAUUUUCUGGAGUCCUCAGAAAUAAAUUCCGCUCAUUAAAAAACAACUGUAUUUUAAAUACUUGAAGACUGAUAAUGCAGCCAUUCAUAUUCAUGAACUCUUCACUGUGAGGCAGGUCAUAAACCCACUUGUUUGAAAAGAAAGGUCCUGUGGAGAGGUGAUACCACUGUUUUUCCUGAAAUUAAUGUACUCUCUUAACCAGCUGCUCUAGCUCAGCAAUGAGACAUGUGAGGCAGAAGCCUUGAGGCUGCCCAUGAGGAGUGUCCUAAUUCAUUUCCACACAAGAGAAAUGUGACUAUGAACGCUUUCAGAUUGCAGCUCAGGGAAUCGCUUUGUUUUUUAGUUUUGUAUGUGUACAUGUUUUACUCCUGAUUUGCGUUCCUGUGUCAGGAAGCCCGUGUUCACUUGCUUUUCUUAUAGCCUUGUUUCCUUUCAGUACUGUCAGGUGGACAGAAUAACAUUGAUACGUGGUUCUGAUACAGUUACUUCAGCUGCAAUAAUAAACAGUACUUGGCAUUGGCUAAUAUGUGGAGACAGCAUACUACUACUUUGUAAUAUAUAAAAAAUCUCAUUUAAACUUUUCAAUAAAACUCGGUGAGCCUCAUAGACUUGACAGA